Staurois parvus is the source of this 306-nucleotide messenger RNA. Lineage: Eukaryota; Metazoa; Chordata; Amphibia; Anura; Ranidae. The record is from the annotation of a GenBank genome assembly.
AGUCUGAGCAGAAAAAAGAGAGAAAUUAGUGUUAUAAAAGCAGAGCUGCUUCCAUCAGGUGUCACUUUUCUUAAAUUUCAGCGCCCCAAUGACUUUGAAUACAAAUCUGGACAGUGGGUAAGAAUAGCCUGCUUGUCCCUAGGAACCAAUGAAUAUCACCCCUUCACAUUAACCAGUGCUCCAAAUGAAGACACAUUGAGCCUCCAUAUCAGAGCAGCAGGACCAUGGACCACUCGCCUUCGUGAGAUGUAUUCUCCACAGAGCAUCGCAGAGCUUGAUAGUUAUCCAAAAAUAUAUUUAGAUGGA